Molecule: messenger RNA, 757 nt
Organism: Capsaspora owczarzaki ATCC 30864
Lineage: Eukaryota; Filasterea; Ministeriida; Capsasporidae
Exons: 2
Coding region: 88-555 (155 amino acids)
Source: RefSeq, a predicted model, not a curated record
UUUUUUUUUUUUUUUUUUGUUGUUGUUGUUGUUGUUGUUCUGGUUGGUGAUUUCCCCCUCCUUUUAGUUCACACUUACGACAAGAAAAUGACGCUUACUUGGCAACACGCGGUUGGCUCGCUGGCUGGAACGGUGCUCUCGAUGGCGAUCGGUGCGUUCUGGCACAGCCCGUACGGAUUUCUGGACGAGUGGAUGCGCCUGAACGGCAUCCGCAUCAGCAAGAACCGCACUCCCGAGCAAGCCAAGCAGCAGAACAAGGAGAUGAAGAUGGGUCUUGCCAUCAGCGCCUUCAGCCUCUAUGUCCAGUUCCUGACCAUCGCCGUCCUGCUCACUCAGCUCAACCUCGGAUUCACGACCGACGUCGCAACGGCCUGCAAGACCUUCGCAACGCUCGCCGGAAUUUGGUUUGCAUUCACUGCUUGCUCGGCUGGCGCUGACUUUGCCUGGAACCAACGCGCGGUUGGGCUGCUCCACAUCUUCUUGGGACAUACGUUUGUCACGAUGAUUGCCGGCACCUUGCUUUCGCAGUUUGUCACCAAGUGGCUCCCGCAGUAAAAAAAAAACCGGACAUGUGCAUGGCUUUUGUGCCUUUGCUUGAUGAGCUUCAAGCGAGAUUUCGUUUGAAGAGGCAUUGAGCAAAUUGGGUUGUACCACGAGUGCUUUGCCCAGCCUCUCGCAUUGGCUGUUUGCUGGAGAGCUUCGACUCUGCAGCUUGUGUUUGUUGUCACUUUAAGAAAUGGAUUGUUUUGAGAGCCAA